GAACAAGCUUCAUUACCUGCAUUAAAAUUCACGAGACAAGACUUGCCAACGACGUCAAGAGAGAUACAGCAGCAUAAUGAAAAGUUACAGAGGGAAUUUAGGGAGAUACAGGAACGUGAGGAGGCGUUACAAAGGCGGUUAAGGGAGGUGCAGAAACGUGAAGUAGAAUCACAAAGGCAGUUGAGAGAGACGCAACAACGCGAAGAACAUUCACAAAGGCAGUUAAGAGAAGUGCAGCAACGUGAACAAAACUCUCAAAGGGAGAUGCAGCAACGCGAAGAACAUUUACAAAGGCAGUUAACGGAGAUACAGCAACGACAAGAAAAUUCACAAAGGCAGUUAAGAGAAGUGCAACAGCGUGAAGAAAAUUUGCAAAGGCAGUUGAGGGAAAUGCAGCAACGCGAAAAUUCCCAAGAGCAAAAUUCCUCCUUAGAAAGACAGCUGAGAGAAAAAGACCAGGAAAUAAAUGAGCUAGAGUUAAGUCUCUCGUUGGCUCAGCGAAGAAUAAGUGAACAGCGACGACAGGAAACGUGUGACUGGGUCAUUUCCCGCAAUGAAAUUCAAAUUACAGAUAAUUGCCUUGGAAGGGGAGGCUGGGGAAGCGUCAAUGAAGGUACCUACUGUGGCUGUACUGUAGCAGUGAAGCAAAUCCAUGACCUGAUUCUGUCUCCUCACAACCGGCUUUUAUUUGAAAGAGAAAUGAAUAUUGCUUCAGCUUGCCGCCAUCCCUGUCUGCUACAGUUUAUCGGCGCCACAAAUGAUGAGGGAACUCCUCUGUUUGUUACCGAGCUCAUGGAGAUGAGUCUGCGAGCUUUGUUGGAACAGCAGCUGCUUUCCGAAACAGAAAUACGGGUCAUUUCUCUAGAUGUAGCUCGCGCCCUGAACUACCUUCAUCAAAAGAAACCAUCACCAAUUAUUCAUCGGGAUGUCAGCAGUGCUAAUGUGUUGCUAUGGCGACAGGGUGACCAAUGGAGAGGGAAAGUAUCAGAUUAUGGCACUGCUAAUUUCGUUCAGCAGACCAUGACAGUGGCUCCUGGAGCUGCCAUUUACUGUGCGCCUGAAGCACGUACAUCAAACCAAACAGUCAAGGUUGGUCGUCAUCAUCGAUUUAGGGCCCACUUUUUAAUAACUAUAUCACAGAUAGAGUGUGUGACUGAAACUCCUGUGUGUAACCUUUUUGCCGUAACCUGCGUCGCAGACACUCUAGACAGCCUGUAUAAGGCGUCUGCGAAUUGGUGUACAAUACUAUGUUUCAAUCCCGCAGAGUCGCAAAGACAUGUGUAGGUGUUUUUGAUAUGCUAGUUUCUUACGCAGUUUGUGAUUAGUCCAAUUUGAAUUUAGUCGUGUUUACAGGCCAAACACGAUUCAUAGCUCGUGACGAUAGUGUGAACAUGACAUAAGAGUUAGUUUGAACAUUAGAGAGGGCCCUGUUGGGUGAAAGUCGGACAAGGGACGUGGCCUUGACGUAAGGCAAAUAAAACGGCGACAAACGACGCAAAGAUGGGUUGAAUGUGUCUGAUGUUUAAGUUAGUCUUUGGACUGAAGCUUGAUGUCCUGUAGGUCCUGUGGCCGGUUUCGCCGUUGGUGAUUGUUUUAGAUGGGCAGUGCAUCUGCAACGAUUAGAAGACACUGGAAAAUCGAAGAUUGUCCGGAACCAGUCGGAAUGUGUCCGAACACGUCCCGGCCGUCAAGGAAUAUUCUCUUAAAGUAUUUUCCUGUUUAGAAAAAAGGCUUUCACGUCCGAACCGCUCUUUCAUUUCUGUCAACGCUCUUUACCAGUUUUCGACAUACCUGCAUCCAACCGUCUCGCACACGUAAGAAUUGGACCAAUCGUGAGGCGCGUAACAAACUUGCCUAUCAGAAACGCUCACAUAUAUCCUUGUGACUCUGCUGGAUAUCAGAACCAGCUUUUGUGCACUAAUUCGCAGACGGGCUAUACCAAUGGUUAAGACAAUGUUUGGGUCGGUUACAACGCAGGCUGUUUUGUAACGGAGUUAAAGAAUCCUUUUACUUUUAUGUGGUCUUCAGACGUCACCUUAUUUGAGCAUCAAUGGAAAAAAGCUUUAUCAAAGGUGUAUCAAAGUUUUCACGUACGUACGUAGACUCAUGGUAAUAUCCCUGAUAAACUAGUGGAUUACAGGAUAAAAAUGAGAACCUUUGUAGCAACAGCAGUUAAUAUUUUAUUUUAAAAUGUGUUGGAAGUGUUAACUUUUUUUAUUCUUAAUUUCCUUCAGCUCGAUGUUUAUAGCUUUGGUGUUUUAUUGUGCGAAAUGUGCAUCCGGGAACUUCCAAAUCCUGAAAAUCGUGAAGAGCAAGUUUUGCUGAUGACGAGCCGCGUGUUGAGAGGCCUGGUACGGCGAUGCCUGCAGACAGAUCCUGAAGCGAGACCAACUAUGGAGGAAAUAAUCGAUGAAUUAUCAAGAACUGUGUAA
Messenger RNA from Porites evermanni, 2432 nucleotides. Lineage: Eukaryota; Metazoa; Cnidaria; Anthozoa; Scleractinia; Poritidae. The record is from the annotation of a GenBank genome assembly.